Messenger RNA from Seminavis robusta, 3270 nucleotides. Lineage: Eukaryota; Bacillariophyta; Bacillariophyceae; Naviculales; Naviculaceae. The record is from the annotation of a GenBank genome assembly.
AUGGAGUUGGCGACCUCGUCCACUUCGUUGAGAGCCUCCAAUCGACACAUAAAGCGACAACGAACGAGUAGUCGGGAGAAACAUCAAACUGUGUCCUCAACAGGCCAAUCAACGAGUACCGACAAGAGGCCAGAGAAACAGGGAUCAGUUCUUAUGGAUAUAUCUGCAUCAGCAUUGAAGAGAAACCAGAAGGAGCCUUCUGUUGCUCCAUUUAAAACAAACAAGUCCAAAUCAAUGCUGUCGGCAACGUCCUUGCCGGAUCAAACUCAGCUAAAGCAUAACCAACAACAUCAGAGAUCAAGACAGAAAACAACUAGUGAAAAGGGUGUUGGAGGCGUACUCACAGCUAUUGACGAGAUUGAUAAUGGCCAAAAGAUACGAAAAACUAAGGAAUCUAGUGUGCCACAGGUUGAAGGAGCCAACAAUGCCAAGAAGAGGGAAUCUGUCGGGGGAAUCCUUUCUACUGCUAUACCUAAACCAGGUGAAAAGCUUCAGCAAUCUACAAAACAGAGGCUCGAGAAAAAGGUUUCGGGGAAAGGGAAAUAUCUUCGCAAUGACAAGGGGUACUCCCAUGCAAAGAUCAACCAGUCUCAAGUUAUCAAGCAAUCGACAAGAGUUGAAGGCACAGGGGACGAAACAUUGCAUUCGAACCGAACAAGAUCGAGAAAGAUCCAGGAACAGAACAAAGGGACCAAUAGCACGAAUCCUACCGGUCUGAUGGCGUUUGCUGGUUCUUUGGCUGCCUCUUCUGAACCAUCGGAUCCGCCGCGGAAAACCAACCCGGACUCAUUGAAAUCAACAUCCGACACAAAGACGGAUAUUGCUAUUCCUGCAAGCACCCAAAGGACAGUGGCGAGUUCAACAAAAGCUCAAGGGACGUCCGUGAUGGUCCCUUUUAGUUUGAAGUCUGCAACCAAUAUCAGUAUCGUGACGAAGCCAAAAAAGUACAAUGAUACCGUUAGUGGCAAUUCUCAACAUCGAACGGGAUCAAAAGGCACUGGCGCCCAAUACAACACAUGCUCGCUCGCAGCUCUCCCUCCUCCUCCACAACAAUCCGCUGCUGCCUCUCGAAAGCUCCGAAAUCAUUCAUCGAAGACGCCGCCACGUCGAGCCAAGAAGGGCGACAAUCCAAAAUCUCAAGUCGUUGCAAAAGUUGACGAAGACAAGUCAGCUAAAUCAGACCAUCCUUCUCAAAACAAAAGUCUCAAAGUAGCAUCCAAUGGCCCCGAAGAAAGGAAGAACAAAGUUAAGAGCACUAGACACCCUGCUCGUCAUCAAGCUCAGCGGCACCCAGCUAGAGACACAAAGAAGACGUCGCAUGAGAGUAUAUUAUCCGAACUGUCCGACGGAAAGGAUGAACCAAAAGCGGCAUUGCCAAAGCUGAAAAGGCCUGUUCAGAUCAUUGAACUGAGCAGCGAUUCGAGCAGUGAUGAUGAGGAUCUAAAGCAACCAAUGGGAAGGAAGCCAAAAGCAGUGAUCGAGCUAAGUAGUGAUUCGAGUGACAGUGAUGAGAUGUCCAGGCCCAUGUCCAGGCCGAAAGCUUCAUCUCAUCGCAGUCGUCGUCUCCGCCAACCGCCAGAGCGCUUCGCCGAUCAAUAUCACCAUCCCAAGGACGAAAGUAAACGCUUAGUUCACAGAGACGAUCAAGACCUAGGAAAACUCGACAAGAAAGUUGAACAGCUUGUAGACGUGGAGCUUGGCGGCAUCCUCGGAAUCCCUUUCGCUGAACGCACUAGCAUGAGACGCGGUCGAAGAAGUAGCGACCGCAAGAGCAUUAAACCUGCGCGCUUCGGGGGAGAAGUCAAUAGCGAGGAGACAAACGAGGCAGAAAAAGCUAGUUCCCCAUCCAGACCAAAUCAACCGAAGCAACAAUUGACUCGAAAGCGCCGACGAUCGAAGCGCAAACCAGACGCCGUCAUUGGCAAUAAUGAAAGUCUGAGUCUACGGCCCCGCAGACGCAGCAAGCGAUGUAAGAGCGGGGAAGAAAGUGAAGUCGAUCCUAUCUCCGUGGACGAGGAUACUGGUACCUUUGAUGAAGAUGUAGAUGAUACCUCAUCCGGCGAAACAGAAGAUCCAUUGUCAAUCGCUGAGUCGAAACAAAUUGACUUCAACCAUGUCUCUGCUUCGCUUCGAGAUGCUUGUUCCACAAAACGUCCAAUGAAAGUUUGCUACGACCAGGUUGAACUCGUAGAAAACAACGACGUUCUGGUGGAUGGUUGUUGGGGGAAAGCAGCUGUCUUCGCCCCGAUUCGGGAUCAAUGUACCUUCGAUGGACCCGUUGGCAACAACUCGACGGCGAGGCCGCUGCGGAGUGUGACAGCCGUGGACAAAGGAGUUUGCUGCUAUGACGAGCUCGAGGUCGCUUGUGGCAAGUCAUACAUUCGAAUGUUGGCAAACCUACCGCCUGUCAUCACACGGCUGGAAGAACAAGAGCAGUCUAAGACCGUACCUCGUCAAAAGAACAAACUGAUCAGUGCAGCUGAUCCUGUCCAUCAAGCGCAGCUUUUGGCAGUAGGCCUUCGGAAACGAGAUCACCGCCGACGGGCACCUCAAAACCCUCCCAAGGACGAUCAACCAGAAGCCGAGAUUGUUUGGAGCUCAAACGAUUUGGCAAUGCUGAAGCAAGCAUAUAAGCAAGCCAAUGCCAAGUCACCUUCGUUUUGGGAUGACGUCGCUUCGAUGGUAGAAGGCAAGACGGCAUCCAGCUGCAGAGAGAAGUGGUUUUCUUUGGCCAAUACUCCACCGCGGAAGACAGUUGCAGCAAGGAAGUGUAUCGUAUCCUCUUCUCCCGUAUCUGCCGAAGACGAGGACGAUCUUUUCAAUUCAACGCCAUUAAGAGGUUCCUUGACGACAGGCGACAAUCCCGAAAGCAGCUCAGAAAAAAAGGACAAGACGACUGCAAUCAGGGGUUUUCCUUCUUUCAACAUCGGGAGCCCGCUCAAGUUUGAAAAGAAGGUGUUAUCGCUUCCUUCUCUGUCUGACGACGAGGAUGAUCUAUCCAUGGUCGAUUUCCGUUUCAAGCCUGGUUACAAAACGUACAUCCGCGACAUGAAGAAGAAAGUCCGGCAAUCGCAGCAGCAACGCCAAAAGCCAAAAGGGAAGUCCAAGAAAAACUCACAGAUGGUUUCGGAACGAUUUGCUGAUGGUGAUGUUGAGAUGAGGGGGGACCUUUCGCCAGGAGGGACUUUGAGGGUGAAGAGUGUCUUCUCUGACGUCGAGGACGAUACUUUCUUUGACGGAAGUGAUGAUGAAGAGGAUGAAUCCAUGUGA